UAAAGAUUGUAAAUUUAGACUAUAUCGUGAAAUAUAACUGUGAAUGUAACAUAUUUUACUUUCCUCUUUUAUUGAUGCCCUAUCUACGAACCUAAUUAUAAUUCAAUAUCUAUUAUUAUAUAUACCUAUAUAUUGGGUUUGUGUGUGCUGUACUGCCCAAUAUUAACCCUAUAGUCAAGGGGUCUAAAAAUACACUUAUACUAUAAAAAAUCUUAACUAUUAUAACUAUUUAUCUAGUCGGAUCUGCAUGGAGGUGGACGGACUACAACAUCUUCCGAUCUAUGCCUGUCACUGCUCCAUUCCUGAAGGGGAUUAAGAUAUUUCGUGGUGAUGGCCACUUGGAGGGUCCCCAUUGGUCAAUAGAGGAAAAUGCUCUCUAUUUUGUAGACAUCACGGGGCAGAAGGUGCAUAGACUGGAUGGACAGACCGGCAACAUUACUACUAAGUACAUAGGAUAUGGACCGGUUUCACUCGUCGUAACAGUAAAAAAUAAUCCUAAAUUGAUACUUGUAUCAUCCAGAUCGGAGUUAUACUUCUUGCCUUGGGAUUCUGAAUCAGGAGACCAGUCAUUACGGCUUUUAUCUGUUGUUGAUUUAGGACUUCCAAAUAAUAGAAUAAAUGAUGGUAAAGUGGAUGCUAAAGGAAGGCUUUGGUUUGGAACUAUUGGCAAUGAGGUAGCAGGCGUAGUAGACCGAGAUAAAGCGACUCUAUACAUGUUGGAUGAGCAUAAUUACGCAAACCCAGAGAAUAAAGUGCGACCAGUGAGUGUGUCUAACGGUAUCGCUUGGACUUCAGAUAAUAAAUACAUGUUUUAUAUUGACUCCCCUACAAGAAACGUCGACGUCUUCGAUUUUAACCUGAAUACUGGAAACUUACGUAAUAGGCGAACAUUGUUCAGUUUCAACGCCAACAAUGUGACUGGAGUGCCAGAUGGUAUGACCAUUGAUACCGAUGGUAAUUUAUGGGUGGCAUGCUAUAAGGGUGGAAAGGUAAUUAAGAUUGAUUCUAGAGCGGGCAAGUUGCUAGAGCAGCAUAAAAUCGAAGCCAGUCAAGUGUCUUCAGUGAUGUGGGGUGGGCCUGAACUAUCAACUUUGUUUGUCACAACGAGUCGACGAGAUCUAACUCCGGCGCAGUUGGCUCAAGAACCGGAGGCUGGGUCAUUGUUCGCUAUACAAGGAACUGGAUCCCGUGGUUUCCCCGAAAACCAGUACCUUUUCGCAGACGCAGAUAAAUAUUGAUUCUAUGAACAUUUCUAUCAUGUUCAUGUUAUUGUAGAUAUUUAAAUAAGUACCUAUUUAUUUUACCUUUCAACAACUGACAGUACAUGUACACUUGUUUAAACACUUGUAAUUGAGGUUAAACAUUAUACAAUUGAAUA
Achroia grisella is the source of this 1378-nucleotide messenger RNA. RefSeq names its product regucalcin-like. Bases 282 to 1238 code for a protein of 318 amino acids. Gene Ontology annotation, biological process: L-ascorbic acid biosynthetic process. Gene Ontology annotation, molecular function: calcium ion binding; gluconolactonase activity. The record is from RefSeq and is a predicted model, not a curated record. Lineage: Eukaryota; Metazoa; Arthropoda; Insecta; Lepidoptera; Pyralidae. The transcript is spliced from 7 exons.